UCCAAUAAUGGCUCGUACCAAGCAGACCGCUCGCAAGUCCACCGGCGGCAAGGCCCCGCGCAAGCAGCUGGCCACCAAGGCCGCUCGCAAGAGCGCCCCGGCCACCGGCGGCGUGAAGAAGCCCCACCGCUACCGGCCCGGCACCGUGGCGCUGCGCGAGAUCCGGCGCUACCAGAAGUCCACCGAGCUGCUGAUCCGCAAGCUGCCGUUCCAGCGGCUGGUGCGCGAGAUCGCGCAGGACUUCAAGACCGACCUGCGCUUCCAGAGCUCGGCCGUCAUGGCGCUGCAGGAAGCCAGCGAGGCCUACUUGGUGGGUCUGUUUGAGGACACCAACCUGUGCGCCAUUCACGCCAAACGAGUCACCAUCAUGCCCAAGGACAUCCAACUUGCCCGCCGCAUUCGUGGAGAGAGGGCCUAAUUCAAUAUUGCCCAACACAAAAAACCCAAAGGCUCUUUUAAGAGCCACCUUCACCUGUCUAUGAUGAGACCUGUCACACUUUGUUUUAAGUUACAAACUUCCUAUCAUAGUGUUUUCAUUUUUUGGUUCCAUAAGGAAUAUAGCUAUAUCUUUCAUUCUUAUUUUCUACUAGAUUGUUUUAACCAAUUCGUUAUGCUAUUGGCAGUACUGUUUUGUGUGGGAGGUACUCCAAUGCAAGUCUUGUACUUAUGUUCCCCCCACACCCCCUUUUUAUGCUUCUUAGAAAGUACCCGAGGCCACUGUAAAUGGAAUAUUGCCGGUAGAGCACUUUGUAGGUGGAAGCAGAGCAGGCUUUCCGCAGGUUGUGCUCAAGUAUUUAAAUCCCUGUAGCAGGACGGUCAUCAAUUACCCCUUGUCCCUUGACGUUUUUGCAUCCAAUUGUCCCAUAUUCAUUUGUCCGUGCAAUGUAGAAUUUUGCAAGUAAUCUCUAGAGUACGUGCGCUGAAUAAUCCUUUACGCAGGUUUAUAACUAAGGAAUUUACUCUCACUUGAGCUGCGUGUAUGUGCCUAAACCUAGUUUCCGCCCUUCCUUACAGUUUUCCACUGAGGACUUAACCCUAUGUAUCAGCAUAGUGAAUUUUCCUCCUGUACUCUGUGUGCAUUCGGGGCUAGCACGGGAAGAGUCUGUGCAAGCACUGCGCCAAGCGCCACAGCAAAGCCCAUCCAAGAGUGAUACAUCCCUCUUGUAUCACUAAGAGGACCAUUCAUUCACCUCCUGGCCCGACCGGGGUUGUCAAGCGCGCAGAUCAACCUCAUCUAGGAGGAGGAGGGGUGCUGAAGGUGUUCGCGGAGAGUGUGCACCUACGCAGACGAUGCCAACCAAGCACAAGACUCACAGACAUAUACGUGGUCCAUGCCCUGAGGAUAUGCGCUACAGCUGGUACUUGGGCCCAGUUUCUUUCACAGGCUCUUUUCAGGGAUAAGCUCUUUUAAGAACUCACACCUCACUCCGCUGGUAACUCGCUAAUGGAAUGAAGACUUUGUUCCCCCGUCUGCUUGUUACAAACUUGCAUCUCCUUUAUAAACAACACAGUCAAAAACGGUUAAUCUUUUAAGGUUUUUCUA
Myodes glareolus (Bank vole) is the source of this 1543-nucleotide messenger RNA. The record is from RefSeq and is a predicted model, not a curated record. NCBI's taxonomy places the organism in Eukaryota, Metazoa, Chordata, Mammalia, Rodentia, Cricetidae.